This is a messenger RNA of Acanthochromis polyacanthus (spiny chromis), 1827 nucleotides long. Its product is annotated as polymeric immunoglobulin receptor-like. NCBI's taxonomy places the organism in Eukaryota, Metazoa, Chordata, Actinopteri, Pomacentridae. The transcript has 7 exons. The coding region runs from base 127 to 1395 and encodes 422 amino acids. Gene Ontology annotation, cellular component: plasma membrane. The record is from RefSeq and is a predicted model, not a curated record. Gene Ontology annotation, molecular function: transmembrane signaling receptor activity.
UGGAAUAAAACAGGGUGGUCAGAGAAGAGUACACAGAUGUCAGUAAAACUAAUAAUUGAAAAAUUUAGUUUGUUAUCAAGUUUGAAUUAAACUGUAGAAAACUGCAAAAAAUUUCAUGCUGAGACAAUGAGGAUGACGUUUAAAGUCUUCAUCUGCCUAAUGACAGUGAGUGUGAGUUUGUUGCCUGUGAUGGGAAAUAAAGGAGGACCUGACAACUUCAAUUGUGAAAACACACCAGAGAACAUCACCGCACUUCCAGGAGGUUCUGUAACCAUCACCUGCAAGUAUCCAAGAGCAAAAGAAAGCCACAUCAAAUCGUUCUACAAGGUGGAUGGAAAUGAUCAAAUAUCAUCCCACUCGUCACUUUACACAAAACUAGGCAGGUUUUCUCUGACAGACGAUAAACAGAAAGGAGUCUACACAGUGAAUAUUUCCUCACUGACCAAGGACGACACCGGAAAAUAUCGGUGUGCUUUGAAACAUGUUGAAGACAACUCCCCUACAUGUUUGAUGGAGAUCCACCUCCAUGUCUGGAACUGGGAUGACAUUAAACGAGUGGAAAACAUCAGUCAUGUUAUCUCAGAGACUGCACAGAUUAAAUGCCACUAUCCUGAAAGCCACAAGGGUAAUGAAAAAUUCCUGUGCAAAGGGGAGAAUCCUUUAAACUGUGAGAAGAUAAUACAAACAACAGAGGAAGACAGAGACGUAGUUAGAGACAGGUUUGAUAUCAGGGAUAAUAAAAGAAUAAAAUACUUCUACAUGUACAUUAAUGAUCUGAACGAAGCCGACUCUGGAACAUACUGGUGUGGCUCCGGAAGAACGAUGCAGCCUGAUGACUACACCAAAGUACAUCUGUCUGUGGGUGAGUAUUCUAAUGUGCUACUGCAGAUAGAACACAUAUUAGUCAGGAACUCACAACAGGCUUCAGUCUCUAACCCUCUGCUUUUUCACCCCCUCACAUCAGUAAAAGGCAAAAAAUCCAAGAAGUCACACCCGCCACAUCUGCAGGGAAAAACAACAGAACCAGGACCGACAACAAUCAAACAUGAACCCAGACAGAAAAAUGGAAACAUCCUAGGUGUGAUUAUUGGCGUCAGUGUGUCUCUGGUAUUGCUAGUGGUGGCUGUGGUUCUACUGAUACUGUAUGGAUGCAAACUCCUCAGAGCACAAGGCGAGGGGCGGACAUUUGGAGAUAAUGAAGAUCACAACUACGAAGAGGUACAUUUGGAGAGUCAGGUGGAUUGCUCACCGGUGACUCUUUAUGCGACUGUCAAUCUUCCUGAAGACCUGCUCCAAUACUCCAGCGUCACUUUCCAGAAGGACAAAAGCUCACAAUCUGACACAAAUAUAAACGGCACAGCUCCGGGUGCCACCAAUCCUUCAGCAGCAGAGUAAAUUCUCUAUUCUACAAUAAGAGAGUUCAACGAGGAAUAAUAACAUGAUCAGUUCUGUGUAUUUGUAGGAGAUUCUAUUUGUGUGUGUGUGUGUGUGUGUGUGUGUGUGUGUGUGUGUGUGUGUGUGUGUGUGUGUGUGUGUGUGUGUGUGUGUAUAAAUACUGGGAAGAGCUUUGAAUAAAUUUACAACAAAAUCUUUUGUUUGGUACAAUGUAGAGUUUACUAUUUGCUAAGUUAAUAUCUAGUGUGGUUGUAUAGCUCAUAAUAUCAAUGCAAACGUGCUCAAAAUAAAAUACUUAACAUCCUGUUUAGCAAUCUAUUACUCACUUAAGUCAGUCAUUCUCAGUAAAAAUGGACUUGCUAUAUAUAGGUUUGUUUCUCUGCUUGAGUCAUGACAAAAGGAACACACACAAAAUAAUCACUGUAAAGGAAC